Molecule: messenger RNA, 1029 nt
Organism: Danaus chrysippus (African queen)
Lineage: Eukaryota; Metazoa; Arthropoda; Insecta; Lepidoptera; Nymphalidae
Source: the annotation of a GenBank genome assembly
AUGACCAUAACGAUGACGAGAAAAGUUAGUGAAUGCCAGGCAGAAACAGUUCAGUUUAUGGCUAUUGAGAAAUUAGAUGAUGAGUGCAUACAAGAGAAAGAAUUUAGCAGAGAGAACACAUUAAUAAGACGAGGGAAGAAAUUAGAAAGUAACAAUAAUUUAUCAGAUGAGGAUAUCCAAUACAUGAACUAUAGAAAACUUUUAAAAUAUGAAGAAGCCCCUGUAUAUUUACAACACAAUCCAUAUAUUAGAGAUGGUUACAGGAAAUUAUUACCAACCAGACUAUGUUGGGAAAGCAUAUUCUGGUGGACAAAUGAAACCAUGAAUAUUUGGACUCAUAUAUUUGGUUUCUUUCUAUUAUUGUUUCUUACUAUCAACGAUCUGGUCAUCAUUAACAUACAUGCAACGGUCACCGAUAAAACUGUUGCCGCUAUACUCUUCUCCUGUUUUUUAAUAUGCAUGGCGUUAUCAGCUCUGUACCACACGUUCUCAUGUCGAUCGGAAAACGAUUACAAUACAUUCCUCAUGUAUGACCUAUUCGGUAUAGCGCUAUCUUUACUGGCGAUUUACACAUCAGGUGUUUACUACGCGUUCUGGUGCCAUCACGAGCUAAAGACGUUCUACAUGAUAUCAGUGACCCUAAUAUUCGUGGUAGCUAUGGUGUUACAAGUACCGAAGCUUCAAGUCCCUUAUAUUGUUAAGAUGUGCGUGUUCAUCGGCUGGGCGGCUUAUGGGGUCCUGCCGACACUACACUGGACAUACGUGAUGGGGGGCUUCGAUAACCCCAUGGUUCAGAUUUUCUUCCCUCGUGUGAUCGGCAUGUACGUCAUAAGCGGUACAGCAUUCGCUAUAUACGCCUUCAAGAUUCCAGAGAGAUGGUACCCAGGUAAAGUGGACUACAUCGGUCAUUCACAUCAAUGGUGGCAUAUCUUAGUGUUGGGUGCCUUAUAUUAUUGGCACAACUCAGCUAUGAUAUACGUCCAGUAUAGAAUGAACCACGGCUGUGCUAAUACCAUGAGGAUAUUCUAG